This is a messenger RNA of Hemicordylus capensis (graceful crag lizard), 3829 nucleotides long. It is a transcript of the gene NRBP2, whose product is annotated as nuclear receptor binding protein 2. Gene Ontology annotation, cellular component: cytoplasm; endomembrane system. The record is from RefSeq and is a predicted model, not a curated record. Bases 223 to 1725 code for a protein of 500 amino acids. NCBI's taxonomy places the organism in Eukaryota, Metazoa, Chordata, Lepidosauria, Squamata, Cordylidae. The transcript is spliced from 18 exons. Gene Ontology annotation, molecular function: ATP binding; protein serine/threonine kinase activity. Gene Ontology annotation, biological process: intracellular signal transduction; endoplasmic reticulum to Golgi vesicle-mediated transport; protein phosphorylation.
UGCCUGCCUGCCUGCCUGGGGUGGGGCUGCGGCUGGGACCGCCUCGGCAGCGGCGCGGGCGGAGGCAGCCUCAGCAGGGACUGGCUGGCGUAGCGGGCGGCGGCGGCGGGCCGGACAGGAGGCGGGUCGGAGGAGCAGGAGCCUCGCAGGCAUCGAGCGGGAGCAGCCGCUGCGCCAGAUCGCCGGCCCCCCAGCUAGGCAGGCAGGGCCGCCACCAGCAGCAUGUCGGCGGCCGCGGCGGAGCAGGAGGCGGCGGCGGCGGCGGCGGCGGGGGAGAGCGAGGACGAGAGCGAGGUGCUGGAGGAGAGCCCCUGCGGCCGGUGGCAGAAGCGCAAGGAGCAGGUGAACCAGGGCAACCUGCCGGGCCUCCAGAGCACCUUCUUGGCGAUGGACACGGAGGAGGGUGUGGAGGUGGUGUGGAACGCGCUGCAGUUCACAGACAAGGCGGCUUUCAAGGCCCACGAGGAGAAGAUCAAGACCAUGUUUGAGCAGCUGGUGGUGGUGGACCACCCCAACAUUGUGAAGGUCCAUAAAUACUGGCUGGAUGUGAAGGAGACCAUGGCCCAGGUGAUCUUCAUCACGGAAUACGUGUCCUCUGGCAGCCUCAAGCAGUUCUUGAAGAAGACCAAGAAGAACCACAAGGCGAUGAACGCCAGGGCCUGGAAGCGCUGGUGCACACAGAUCCUCUCGGCUCUGAGCUACCUGCACUCCUGCCAGCCGCCCAUCAUCCACGGCAACCUCACCAGCGACACCAUCUUCAUCCAGCACAACGGGCUGGUCAAGAUCGGCUCAGUUUGGCACAGGGUCUUUGCAAGUGCCAUCCCAGCGGAGCUGCGCAGCCCCCUCCGAGCCGAGCGAGAGGAGCCACGCAACCUCCACUUCUUCCCCCCGGAGUACGGACGUGUGGCCGACGGGACGGCGGUGGACGUCUUCUCCUUUGGGAUGUGUGCGCUGGAGAUGGCGGUGCUGGAGAUCCAGCCCAACGGGGACUCCUGCUGUGUGACCGAGGAGGCGAUCGAGCGGGCCAGGCACUCUCUGGACGACCCCAACAUGCGGGAGUUCAUCCUGGGCUGCCUCCUCCCGAACCCGGACAGGCGGCCCACGGCCCACAACCUGCUCUUCCACCGGGUCCUCUUUGAGGUGCACUCCCUGAAGCUGCUGGCGGCCCACUGCUUCAUCAGCAACCAGUACUUAAUGCCCGAGAAUGUCGUGGAGGAGAAGACCAAGGCGCUGGACCUCAACAUGGUGAUGGCGGAGAUCCAGCGGGAGGGCCCCCGGCCCCCUGUGCAGUGGAGAUACUCGGAGGUCUCUUUUCUGGAGCUGGACAAGUUCCUGGAAGAUGUGAGGAACGGGAUCUACCCCCUGAUGAACUUUGCCACUGCCCGGCCCCACGCGCUCCCCGGGGUGACCUUCCCGCCCGCCGAGGACCCUCAGAAAGCCAAGACCCCCACACCAGAGCCCUUUGACGUAGAGACAAGGAAGGUGGUCCAGAUGCAGUGCAGCAUGGAGUGGAGCGCAGAGAAGAGGCAGCGGCACCUCAGCCUCCUCCUCGUCCUGGAGGACAAGCUGCACCGCCAGCUAAGCUACGACCUGCUGCCAGCGGACCAUCCCAGGGCGCUGGCGGCUGAGCUUGUGCACUACGGCUUCAUCUGUCAGGAUGACUGCGAGAAGCUGAGCCUCUUCCUUGAAAAUGCCUUCCACAAGCACCAGCCUCCGCUCUCGUGACCUGGGCCGGAGGGCUGCCCCGGAGAAGGAUGAGCCAGGCCCAGCGGGGGGGGAGGCCCCACUCUGCUGGCCUGACCUCUGCCCCCAGCCGGAGGAAGAGGAGCAGGCCGCCAAGGGCCGGCUGCCACACCCUGGACUGACGCCCAGCCGGGGACGCACCUGAGGAGCUCCUGCCUGCCCCCUUCCCAGCAGCUCCCCAUCUCUCUCUCUCUCUCUCUCUCCUGCUCUGGCAGGGGCAGGCAGGUGGGGGAAGAAGCACAGGCUCCCAAGGGGCAGGCGGUCCCUCUGGCUCGGCAGAACCGCCCCCCGCCCCCCACGGACAUCGGCUACCAAGGGAGAGAUGGGGCUGGCCUGAGGGAGGAGGGUGGGCCUCUGGCAAAGCAACGCUCCUGGCGGCCCCAGGCCACCCCUGCAGAGGGUCAGGGUCGGGGGGGGGGGGGAAGGCUUCUCCCUGGAGGCAGCUGGGCUGGGAGGAGAAGUGGGCCGGGCCCCCUGAGUUUCGACCCUGCUCAGGUGGGCCGCGACUCUGCGCUGCUCAGCCAGGGCUGGCCUUGCCCCCCGAGUGCUGCCGCCCGGGUGUGUGUCUCUCGCUUCUGCCCUCCCACGGCUGCUGGCCUCGGGCACCUUGCAUGGAUGGUGCCAGAUCGCCCCCCCCCCCCGCUGCUGUGCUGUCCGCGCUCUGCUUCGCCCGCGUCUGCGAGAGCAACCCGUCCAGUUAAAUAUUAAAAUAUAAUGGGCCCCUUGGGGGCAGAUCUGCCAGCCGCCCGCCUCCUAUCCAUCCCUUGGGGGAAGCAGCAGCAGCAGCAGCAGUGGUUGUGGGGUGUUGCCAGUGGCAGCUUCCCUCUGGAGAGGGCAAGCUCAGUGGAGGGGCUGACCUGCUCCCUGCCCCCCAGACAGAGCCAGGAGUCCCACCCAGCUCAGCAGCAGGCGCUGGUGCCCGUCCCAGGGGAGAGCGGCGGCUUCUCCUCCUGGUCGCUGAGCACCCCGGGGAGGGUGUGGGAGGCGGGAGCGAGAAGCCCCUUGGGAGGGGCAGCCGGCCAGAGGGCUCACCUCCUCCUCCCAGCUGGCAGAGGAGAGGAGGGUCUGGGCACCCAGGUGGGCUGGGAGGGAGCCCGCUGCUGCCGCUUGGGCUGGGAUCCGGCCUCCGGAGCGCUGCUGCUGCUCUCCUGGCUGACAUGAAGCCCAGCUCUCGCCUGCUCCGCGGGUGGAGGAGGAGGAGGAGGAGGAGGACCAGCCUGCAGGACCCCCUCCCUGGCUGUCUCUGGGGGUCGACUGACUCGCCCAAGGCCUGGUUCCAGGGAGGAGCAGCAUGCCAGGAGGGGAGGAGCCUGCUUUCCUCCGAACACUGACCGGGGCCACAGCUCCCACCUCCUGCCCCCCAGGACACCCCCGAAUGGCUCGCAGGCCAGAGGGGGAGGGGGGCACCGAGCACCCCCCAGCAACUGCAGGCGCGUUGGGUGGGCUUGAGCUUAGCUCCGUCUCUGGAGCCUUGGAGCACUUUUGUGCUGCGCUCGGAGAGAAAGAGCCGGGGCAGAAGAGUAGCCUGGCAGGAGAGCAAGCCAGGCUGGCACCCGAGGAGGGGUCCAGGCACAGGCAGGAGGGCUGCGGCUAUGCUGUGUGGGCCUGCCCUCCCUGGGCACCAUGACGCCUCCCGAUGGGCUGUGGGAACCAGGAGCAGCCGGCGUCACGGCUCCACGCUGAUGAGCUUCAUCUCCGCCUCACAGGCCUGGAGCCCAGAGAGAGGCAGACUCGCAGAAAGUUGACCCGCAACGGAGAGCGAGGGCUCUUUGGCACAGGGACCGCUAAGGGGGCCCCCACGGCUGUGGCAUCCGUGGCUCGGGGAAAGUGAGCGGGGUGCACCGCUCCCCUUUGCUUCAGGCGAAGCAGCAGGCCCCAGGGAAGCAGAAGCGCCACAGGCUGUGGAACAAUCUGCCACCAGCCCGCUGGGGGAACAACCCAAGAAAGGGAUCGAUUCCGGGGAGGGGAGGCACAUCAGCAGAGACUGCGAAGAGGAAAGGCGGGGAUGCCCUACUGGAGAUUGCGUUGUGCUGGAGCGGUCGUUGUUUCUGCGAAAACGGACAGAUUAAACCUUGACAAAACGGCA